This is a messenger RNA of Macaca mulatta (Rhesus monkey), 2393 nucleotides long. The record is from RefSeq and is a predicted model, not a curated record. Lineage: Eukaryota; Metazoa; Chordata; Mammalia; Primates; Cercopithecidae.
CCGCUCCGGGGAAGGUGGGCUUACCCUAGCGGGCGCGCCAGGUCUCAUCUCUAGCACCUCAGGGGCCCGCGCGGUCACAGCCGGCACCCUCGGGCCUGCGGACAAAGGGUUAACGCGUUGGCGGUGACUGCGGGCCCCGGAUGUGAGAGCCUCAGCUUGGCGCCCUGGCUGCGCUGCAGGUGCGCCGGGCCGAACGGAGCCGGCAGCCUGGCGGUGACCUGACCGCCCGAGGCUCCCCUUCACCUGCAGCGGCUGCUCGGCUCCCUCCGAGAACGCCGCCUUUUCUAACUUAAGGGCAACAGGUGGUGCCGGUGGACCGCGAGAGAGCCCAGCUCCGCCGUGCUGGGAGUGGCAGUUACCCUCACCAAUUACGGAGCGGGGGCGGGAGUUGCAUGGCUACCCUGAUGCGGGUGACCAAUGGGAUUUGGGAUCAUGGGUGGACCGGGAGGAGUGGGCGUGGUCGGAGUCUGAGUCCAAGGUUUCUAGUGCGAUAACUGCCAGAGCUGCUUGGAGAGCUAAGCUGGAAAGACGUGGGGGUGCUUAUCCCUGCGUGGAAACGCUUGCCAAUGCUUUCUCAUUUGGACCCAGACUCCGGAUCGGGAGCAGUCUUAUAGCUGAAUCAGCUACCAAGAGAAGUUCUAAAGCGAGAAGAGAAAAGCACUUCAAUUUGGGACAUUUAUUUGCACCUGGAAAUGGGGAAUGGGCUAUCAGACCAGACUUCUAUCCUGUCCAGCCUGCCUUCAUUUCAGUCCUUCCACAUUGUUAUUCUGGGUUUGGACUGUGCUGGAAAGACAACUGUCUUAUACAGGCUGCAGUUCAAUGAAUUUGUAAAUACCGUACCUACCAAAGGAUUUAACACUGAGAAAAUUAAGGUAACCUUGGGAAAUUCUAAAACAGUCACGUUUCACUUCUGGGAUGUAGGUGGUCAGGAGAAGUUAAGGCCACUGUGGAAGUCAUAUACCAGAUGCACAGAUGGCAUUGUAUUUGUUGUGGACUCUGUUGAUGUCGAAAGGAUGGAGGAAGCCAAAACUGAACUUCACAAAAUAACUAGGAUAUCAGAAAAUCAAGGAGUCCCUGUACUUAUAGUUGCUAACAAACAAGACUUGAGGAACUCAUUGUCUCUUUCAGAAAUUGAGAAAUUGUUAGCAAUGGGUGAACUGAGCUCAUCAACUCCUUGGCAUUUGCAGCCUACCUGUGCAAUCAUAGGAGAUGGCCUAAAGGAAGGACUUGAGAAACUACAUGAUAUGAUCAUUAAAAGAAGAAAAAUGUUGCGGCAACAGAAAAAGAAAAGAUGAAUAUCAAUACCUAUUAUAUCUGUGUGGAGUAGGUUUUCUCUGGUCUGAUUUUGACAAAUAGAAGAGUGUCUACAACCUGGUUUGCCUGUCUGCCCUCCUGGAUGCUAUUAAAGCUUUGUUUUGUUGAACAAUCAGAUGCCCAACUCUGUUGCCUUGUGGAAGAUGAGUAAAUGCAGUGCUUCUUAAAGUGGUCUCUUCUCCCUACCCCACAAAUCUUUUGGUACUAGCAUUUGGGGAAGCCAAGCAAGGAUAGGAAAUUGACCAGAACACAGUUGUGGAAAUUUGGCCUGAAGUUAGUGAAAUAAAACUUUCAAGAGUGUCUGCCUAGUGUUUUGUGCUUAUAUCUUUUUGCGGGGGAAGCCUUUGCAAGAAAACUGCAUACAAGGCUUUGUAAUGAUCAAGUGCUAAUCGAUGGAAAUGUUAAGGUAGAUUAACAUAUAUGCAGUUAUACUGAUCACAUUGGUCCAACCAGUCCUUUUUUGAAGUAAGGAACAAGGAGUAUUUUUUAAGUUUUGGCCAAAUGAUUUUUGACGCUUUCUGGAAUCAAGUAAUUUAAUGGUAUAGCUUAAUUCUAGACAAUGUUUAAGUUGGUCUGCCUUUAAUAAAAAUAAGAUAUUUGGGGUGUAUUCAAGUGCAUGGAUUAGUUUUCCUGACAAAGCAUGUUUUGGUGUGUAGUCUUACUUUUUAGAAAUAGCUAUGCAUCGUUCUACACAGGUUUAAAACAACUUUUUGGGGGAUUUAGGGCUAUUAUAGAAAUAGUUUGUUGUCAGAAGCACUUUCUCUUGAAGAACCUAAAAUAAUUGACUCAUUCAUAGUAAAUAUGGGCAUGUAAACUAAUAAAUAUGCACUGGAUACAUAUAUGGAUUUAUGAAGAAGGAAAUUAAUGAUUUAGUCAAGAGGAUGUAAUUAAAAUAUGUGGUCUCUAAAAUAUUCCAGUUAUGAGAUAUUUGCUUUAUUAAUAUUUGCUGGCUGAAAACAAAUGUGGUUUUUAUAUAUUUUUGUAGUGUGUUGGGAAGAGCAAAAGCUUUAUAAAUAUACCUGAUGCGCUGUAGACUGAAAAUGUAAAAGAUGCGCUGUAGAAUGAAAAUGUAAAAGAUA